AAACCUGCAGCAAUCGGACAAGCAAAAGUGCGUAGGCUACGUCUACUCAGACCCUGGCGUGACACUAAGCACUUUUCCACUUCAAAGACAGAAGUUUUUAUAAAUAUGGACUUUCUCGUGGAUUUUUGAGUACGGACUCUCAAUCAAAUCUGUGCAUAUGCAUGCUUUAUAAAUGAGGCCACUGAUCUAAAAUUUACAACAUAUGGUGGUUGCUUUUGUGACUGUUCCUCAUACAAAUUGAUUUUCUAAAAUUGGUACUACUAUUUAAGAAAAUUUGUGACUGUUUAGUAUGCUGUGUUUUAUGGGUACAAUAAGUUAUUUGCUCAUGUUGAUGUUCUUCAUGUAAAACGUUAUUUAGAAAACAGCUAUAAAUAAACAAUGAGUAUCACAAACUGUUUCACACUGAUGACUCUGUACACAGAUCAUCAUCAUGUUGCUCAGUGGUUUUUAGGGGUGUCCCAUUGUCACAUAACCACUUCCCUUAAUUUCUCUCUACAGACUCUCAUGAGUUGAUCAGAAGUGCUGUAAAAUGCUCAAGUUAGUGUAACGGUUCAUCUCUUUCAAGUUAUAUAGAAUUUCUUAGCAUGGAUUUUCAUCAAACCAGGAUUCUUCAUCUGAAUCUGUUUGUCUGUUUGUCUGUUACUUCAUUGACUUAUGCAGAUCAUUCAAAAUCCAUCGUGCAAAAGAUUCAGCACUACAUUAACAGGACAGCCAUUGUGGGAGACACAGUAACACUUUACUGUAACAAAACUCUGCUUACUGAUGACAUCACAUGGAAAAUGGAGAACUCUGUUAUUUUUCGUUAUGAGUCAUUCAGUAACAAAACUUUGAGAAACUUUACCUCAGACAGGAUGUAUACUGGCCCAGCUGUUCCAAUGGAAUUGAAAAUAAAUAAAAUACAAGCAUCAGACGCAGGAAAUUAUUCCUGUUACACUUCUACCACAGCAGUAGGAUGGCAAUUAACAAUAACAGAAAACAGAUCAGAAUCUCUGAAACAGAUAUCACACCUCUACAUUAUCAUCUCAUGUACUGCAGUUAUUAUCAUCUGUCUGAUCAUCAGUCUCAGUAUCUGGAUUCACAGGAGAUGGAAAAACAACAAAAAUGCAGGUCAUAGAGAAACAGAACAGGACUUUUCACAGACACCAGACAGAGGAGGAAUAGAGACUCAGAAUCAGUCCUUUGAGAGAUACAACUCAUUGUAUGGACAACUAUGACAUUGAAGAUAAAAUAAUUUAAUUUGACACUUGCUUUUGUUAAUGUAUCAGAGGAAGCAUCCCAACAGUUAGUUAUGUUUUAAAUGUUUGAUCAAGAGGGGUAUUCUUAGUUAUUUCAAACAAAUGUUUUCAACAUUUUUAAGUGUAAUUAUUAGUCUACAGAGAUUUUGUGUGGGAAGCUGUUGACCCCUAGUGGCCAAUGGGCUUACAACAGCACACUGAUGUAUAUAAAAUAGUAUUAAAAAGUAUUGUUGUAUAUAAUUGUAUUGUGUUGUAUAUAAUUCA
Misgurnus anguillicaudatus (oriental weatherfish) is the source of this 1499-nucleotide messenger RNA. Lineage: Eukaryota; Metazoa; Chordata; Actinopteri; Cypriniformes; Cobitidae. The record is from RefSeq and is a predicted model, not a curated record.